Messenger RNA from Hibiscus syriacus, 513 nucleotides. RefSeq lists its product as uncharacterized. The record is from RefSeq and is a predicted model, not a curated record. Lineage: Eukaryota; Viridiplantae; Streptophyta; Magnoliopsida; Malvales; Malvaceae. The coding region runs from base 1 to 513 and encodes 170 amino acids. The transcript is spliced from 5 exons.
AUGGCGAAUCAGACCGGAAAUAAUCAGGAAGGUUUAUUGAACCAGAAGACAACGACUCCUUCUACAACAACCAAUGGCGUUUCCGUCAAUUCGAAAAAUAGCGAAGGCAACGCCGUCUUGGUUGAUACGCCGUCCGCGUUGAGACACAACCCUGAAAUUUCCGUGAAUUGGACUCCUGACGAACAAUUGACUCUCGAGAUGUGUGCAUCUGAUUCAAUCAUAGUUCGCUAUGCUAAGGUAGCGAUGAAGUUGAAGGACAAAACAGUUCGGGAUGUGGCGCUACGUUGCAGAUGGAUGACUAAGGAAAAUGGCAAACGAAGGAAAGGGGAUCAUGGCUCAGCUAGGAAAAUAAAAAACAAUAGGUUCAUAGAUUUGCAUCUAGGUGUGACAGGAGAGCUGCUUGAUCAGAAUGCUCAAAUGUUUAGUCAAAUUUCAGCAAAUUUUUCAGCUUCCCAGAUACAUGAUAAUAUAGGUCUGUUAUGCAAAGCCCGGCGUAAUAUCCUCACAAUCUGA